AAUAUGCUAAUCUUUCUAUGGCGUUUGUAUAACAGAUAAUUUGGGGUGGUAUGAUCCUUUUUCAUCAAGUUACUUAAUAUCACAGUAACUGUUGUGUUAACAGACACUGGGGUUUGGUUGGAAUUGCCAAAAGUCAAUAAAUUAAUAUUGGAAAUAUAUGAAUCAUUAUUCCUUUUUGGGAAUUAUGCUUACUUUUGAAUCUUUUCUCUUCCCUUGAUCUUCUAACAAAAGAAUAAUUAGCAGUAAUGGCAGAACUCCAUCUAAUAUAGCUAAAAUUCAUCUUUGGCUGCUGCUCAUAAGAGCUUUCCAAUUUUAAAUUUUAGUUCCAUGCUCUAAGAAGUGCUUUUAGCACUUCAAAACCCAAGUACCAAAAUUUUUAAUUAAUGUAUAUAUGCUACUGAAGUGGGGGAAGAGGAAGAGCAGUCCCUACUCUUUAAGAGUUUUGAUUAUUUGGUUUAAAACCUCCCCACAUUCUAAUUAUCCUCUUCAUUACUGAAUUAACACCCAACAACUGGGGCCUUAUUAUGAUAAUCACCUGAUAUUCCUUUUCAUCAGUAUUAUUUAUGUAUAAUAUGAGUUAGUAUCUAUGUACAAACGUUUGGUUUUGCAUGUAAUUUACUUUCCAUAUGCUUUUGAGCUAUCAUAUAUAGGAAAUGUUUAUUUUUGAGUCAUGUUUUCACGUAACUGCCAAUGCUACAUGUAUUGCUUAGCCACUAGACAAUUAUGUGCCAAGUUUAAAAUUUCGAAACUACCAAGUUUGCAAGAAAAGUGUGGGACUGUCAUUCUCAUAUCUUGUUGGUAAAUGGCAAUGGUUUUGCUGCAAGUGUAACUCUACAACUUGUGGAAUUUUCGCAAACAAAUUCAGAUUGGAUCUCCUCCACUUGCUGAGCAACAAGGAUCAAAAUACUAUAAACAAAGCACAUAAUAAUAAAAAAAAGAAGACUAAUAACAGUAAACAGUUUUUCUAUGAUUCCCUUACCUCCUUGUGUUUGGAAAAUUAUACAAGAGACAGAGACAGUGCAUGACUGAGUUUUCUUUCAUUCGUUAUUGGUCUUUUAACUAAUGGACAAAAAUAGGAGUACCUGUUUUCUCUUUGCUCUUUUUGAUUUGCUAGUCCUUUCAACAGCUGGUUUUGCGAGUGGUGUUGAGUAUGUAUCGGCCUUAGGCGACCCAGGGAUGAGAAGGGAUGGCCUGAGAUUGGCAAUAGAGUCAUGGAAUCAGUGCAAUGAAGUUGGAGAAGAAGUUCCACAAAUGGGUAGCCCAAGAGCUGCUGAUUGUUUUGAUAUUUAUAAGGCAGAAGAACCACAGACCAAAGAGAAGAACUGCUCUAUGUGCAACUUUUCUCCCUACACUGUGGUCCAUAAAGUCACAGAAGAUGACAAUAAGCUUGGCAUUGGUGAUACCUUUCAUGGAAUGCAAGUCCAAGCCCUUUACAAUGCAGAUCUUUAUGCUGCAGAGAAAGAACUUUAUUUGGGAUCUAAAUGUGAGGUUGAAGACAUCCCUAAUCCAUGGCAAUUCUGGAUGAUCAUGCUUAAGAAUGGAAAUAUGGAUACAUUGGCAGCCAAGUGUCCUCGGAACGGCCAGAGAGCCGCACCUUUUUUACCGGAUGGUAGCUUCCCUUGCUUCGGCAUUGGCUGCAUGAAUCAACCAUUGAUUUAUCAUGAAUAUACCACACUGCAAGGCCCCAAUAGGACAAUGCUCAAGGGAAGAUUUUUUGGAUCAUGGGACUUGGAUGCUGACUUGAGUUCAGGAUUAGUGCAAAACAGAUCUUACUACUCUGUGACAUGGGAGAAGGAAAUUAGCAAGGGAAGCUGGAUUUUCCAUCACACUUUGAGGACCUCAAAAAAGUAUCCAUGGUUAAUGCUUUACCUAAGAUCAGAUGCUACAACUGGUUUUUCUGGAGGAUACCAUUACCCUUCUAGGGGAAUGUUCAAAAUUAUUCCAGAAUCACCUAACUUCAAAGUGAGAUUCACUCUGAAUGUGGUUCAAGGCGGUGGAAAUAGCAGCCAGUUCUACCUGAUUGACAUUGGAAGCUGUUGGAAGAACAAUGGCAAGGCAUGUGAUGGUGAUGUGAAGUCAGAUGUGACCAGAUACAAUGAGAUGAUUAUUAACCCAAGCACAACCCCAUGGUGCAAUGCAAACAGCCUCAGCCUAUGUCCACCUUAUCAUACAUUCCCCAACGGCACGCGAGUGCUUCGAAAUGACACUGCUCGCUUCCCUUACGCGGCGUACCACUUAUACUGCUCUCCAGGGAAUGGAGAGCAUCUUGAGGCUCCAUACAUGUUGUGUGAUCCAUACAGCAAUCCUCAGCCUCAGGAGAUUUUGCAGAUUCUGCCACAUCCAGUGUGGGGUGAAUAUGGUUAUCCUACCAUCAAAGGACAAGGUUGGAUUGGAAGUCCAAAGACAUGGGACCUUGAUGUUGGAAGAUUGUCACAAUCACUUUACUUUUAUCAGGAUCCUGGAACUUCACCAGCUAGAAGGCAAUGGACAUCUGUUGAUUUAGGAACAGAAAUUUUCAAAGAUCCUCAACAGAUUGCUGAAUGGACUGUGAGCGACUUUGACAUUCUCAUACCUAAGCAAUGAAGCCAAUUCAUCAGAGAUUAAUGAGUUUCUCUGUGGACAAUAAUACUACAUACAUAUUCAUUCAGUAUUAUACAUAAUUUAUUGCUUGUAAUCUUUUCAUCCUCACUCUCCAAAAAUGUUGGAGCAAAUAAAAAAGAAUUUAAAUUUAUUACUUAAAGAGCUUGGAUAGUUAGCAUUACCUUAACUCCCAACUUAUUUAAGG
Arachis ipaensis is the source of this 2785-nucleotide messenger RNA. RefSeq lists its product as uncharacterized. NCBI's taxonomy places the organism in Eukaryota, Viridiplantae, Streptophyta, Magnoliopsida, Fabales, Fabaceae. The record is from RefSeq and is a predicted model, not a curated record.